Molecule: messenger RNA, 1029 nt
Organism: Phaeoacremonium minimum UCRPA7
Lineage: Eukaryota; Fungi; Ascomycota; Sordariomycetes; Togniniales; Togniniaceae
Exons: 3
Coding region: 1-1029 (342 amino acids)
Source: RefSeq, a predicted model, not a curated record
AUGGCGAAUUAUCUGGAACUGGACUACUCGUCGUGUCUCGACCAGCACGGCAACAAGAUCUCGCAAUGGGGCCAGCCAAACCCCUGCGUGCCAUACCCCUCGACCGUCAACCCAUACAACAUCACCAAGCUAUCCGACUUCAAGAUGAGCAUGCUGCAGGAGAUCAUCACCAACAACUACUUCGGUAUCAACCUGGCGAUGUGCUACUAUGCCUCCGCCCUCUUGCCCCAGACCUUCAUCGCCAUAGACGAUGUCAUUGACAACCCUUCAACGCUUGAUCUAGCCGUUCUAACGCUGCACGACUUCACCACAAAGGCAUUCCCAGCAACAAUAAACGGCUCCGGUCCAAGGGCUGUGUCCGACUGGUGGUGGGACAACGUGGCUAACGAUAGAAUUGGCACAGCGGCCUUCCUUAACUCCACCAAAUAUCAGUGCACCGGAGCGAUUUGUCACUCUCUCUCGGGAAUCGGAGAUCCAGAUAUCACAGGUAUCGGUAUGCUCAUCUCAACCGCCAUGCUCAUCGUGCUUGCGGUCCUCUUCGCCUUCCCAGCCCUGUUCAGCUGGACACCCCUCGGCAGCUAUAGACAAGGCGUCUCAAGCUUGUCGAAACGCUGGGUCCUACGGGACUCCCUCGUGGCGUCACUAGAUGAUCUCUUUUCGGCUGUGAUUCUCUUCACUGUCUCUGUCCUCAUAUCGACAAUAAUCUACAGGCUGUGGAAUGAGACGUACUAUGACAUCUUCAUGGCCGAGGUCCUCAGCCUGAUCAGCAGCACAGCCAUGGUCAUGAUCGGAGCCUCCUACUGGAACCACUUCCGCGUACGACCCACGAACUUGAUUGGCUUCGUGGCCAACUGUCUGCUCACAAUCAUACUCUUCGGCAUCGAAUUCUGGUUCCAGCACUCGAACGAAGAGCCCGAGGCCGGUAUGAGCAAAGGGUUGACCGCGAAACUGCCCAAGCCACUUGUCGUGCUGUUACCGAACCACAAUGAAGAAGGAGCGGAGAAGCAACUACCAACGCCGGAUGCAUAA